Molecule: messenger RNA, 2021 nt
Organism: Argentina anserina (silverweed cinquefoil)
Lineage: Eukaryota; Viridiplantae; Streptophyta; Magnoliopsida; Rosales; Rosaceae
Product: beta-1,2-xylosyltransferase XYXT1-like
Exons: 3
Coding region: 247-1839 (530 amino acids)
Molecular function (GO): glycosyltransferase activity
Source: RefSeq, a predicted model, not a curated record
GGCCUCCACGUAAGUCUUGCUUCACCAUCUAGCUACUCAAUCCUCUCAAGACUUAAGCUAGCUAGAGGGAGGUCACUCUUGCUUAUUCUUCGCUUCUUAAUUAGCUUGUAAUGAUCUUCAUCUUCUUUAAGGCCUAGCUAGCUUUCAUAAUUCAUAUGCAGAAAUCAAUGGCCUUUUAAUCAGUCAGCAUUUUGAGUACAUACUUAUAGUUGGUUAGUAUUGUAUUAUACUAGUUACAGAGUGAAAAUGAUGUACGAUUCGAUACUUGCCAGAAGCUUCAGUCGGCAUGAGCAGAAGAAACUAGGAUAUGGAGCCUUUCUUUGCUGCUUGUUCUUAGCAUUGUGCUUUUGCACAGUGCUGAAGCCUAGUUUGAAUCCUCUACCAGCUUUGAACUUGCAGCGAUCACUCGGUGUCAGAAACAAGAUACUGGCACUAAUGGAGUCGAACAAGGAAUAUUCAAACAGCUCUGAGCAUGUCAUGGAAAUCAAAGUUAUUGAUCACAUCAUAGAAACAGAAGAGUUCAAAAAUGUGAGUCACAUUUAUAAAGAUGAAGUAGAAGAUUCUAACCAAAAGCAGAAGAAUGAAAGCAAGGACAGUGUUACUACUAGUCCCAUUUUUAGCAGCAGUGAUGAUGAUGAUCAUGAGGCAAAGGUUGUUGAAGUUGUGAUGACAAAGAGUGUGGAGCCAAUUAUUUGCAAUGUCAAGCAACCAAGAUCUGAAUAUUGCGAGGUCAACGCAGGUGCUCGGGUUGAUGGUAAAUCAGCCUCAGUUAUUGUUGCUUCAUCUCAACAGGAGAUGUCAUCAGCAGGCAAUAGCUCCUGGACUAUAAGAACUUAUGCUCGGAAAGAAGAUACAACAGCGAUGAGUCAUGCUCGGAAAUGGUUUGUGAAACAAGCAAGCACUGAUGACCAAGAAAUUCCUCAAUGUGGUCGGAAUCAUAAUGUUCCAGCCAUCCUGUUUUCAAGUGGAGGAUACACUGGAAACCAUUUCCAUGACUUCACUGAUGUGGUCAUUCCUCUCUUCAUUACUUCUCGAAAAUACAAGGGUGAAGUUCAAUUUCUUGUCACCGAUAAACGACCGUUUUGGAUUGAAAAGUUCAAAGCAAUACUAAAAGGAUUGUCCAACUAUGAGUUCAUUGACAUUGACAAUGAGCAAGUAGUCCAUUGCUUCCCAAGCCUAACAGUUGGCCUCAUACGACACGAAAAAGAGCUGAGCAUCAAUGAUCCUUCAAAAUAUUCACAUACUAUGAAAGACUUCAGAGAGUUUCUGAGGAAAACCUACUCCUUGAAGAAGGUUAAUGCAAUUAGAGUCAGGGAUGGUCAGCGCAAAAAGCCACGGCUUCUGAUCAUCCCAAGGAAGAGAACAAGGUCUUUCACAAAUACAGGAAGGAUUAUGAGAAUGGGAAAACACUUGGGGUACAAGGUAAGUGUGGCAGAGGGUAACUCGGACGUUGCGAAAUUUGCACAAUUGGUAAACUCUUGUGAUGUGUUGAUGGGAGUUCAUGGAGCUGGCCUCACAAACAUUCUUUUUCUUCCAGACAAUGCAGUCUUCAUCCAAAUACUUCCGGUUGGAGGGUUUGAAUGGCUAGCAACGACAGAUUUUGGAGAGCCUUCGCAGGAUAUGAAUCUCAAGUACUUGGAGUAUAAGAUAAGCAAUGAGGAGAGCACAUUGAUAGAGCAAUACCCGCUUGACCAUGCAGUUUUUACUGACCCCUAUUCUAUUGGAAAACAGGGGUGGGAAGCAUUCAAGGCAAUCUUUUUGAAUAAGCAAAAUGUAAAGCUCAACGUCAAUAGGUUCAAACCCACUUUGUUAAAAGCCCUUGAGCUGCUGCAUCAUUAGCCCAUUGUUUGGUUUCUAGAGGAAAAAAAGGUCCUCUAGGUCCUGUUACUUCAUGUAGUUCUUUUUCGUUUUGUCCAUGUUUAUUAGCCAAGUAUUGCAUCUCGUUGUUGGAGAGGCCUCUUUGUAUAGAACUUAAUUGAGGAAGAAGCAUUUAUGAAAAUUUAAAAGCUUUCUAGCUUUUG